Messenger RNA from Cyprinus carpio (common carp), 5152 nucleotides. RefSeq names its product pleckstrin homology-like domain, family B, member 2b (gene phldb2b). The transcript is spliced from 19 exons. Gene Ontology annotation, biological process: regulation of microtubule cytoskeleton organization. The coding region runs from base 602 to 3940 and encodes 1112 amino acids. Gene Ontology annotation, cellular component: basal cortex. The record is from RefSeq and is a predicted model, not a curated record. NCBI's taxonomy places the organism in Eukaryota, Metazoa, Chordata, Actinopteri, Cypriniformes, Cyprinidae.
AAUCUCAUAAAAACUCAUAUAAACCUGGUUGAUUCUAUAAUCUACAUUUUGUAGGUUGUUUCUUCACCUCAAGUCGUUCAUUGGGGGUUCUCUCAGGUAACUUUAUCUCUGAGAAGGUAGACAAAGAAAAUGGAGGGGUGGGGUUAAAUCGCCCCUUUCACUUACUUUUAAAGUGUUUGCUAUAACAAACAAGGUAAAUUUCGAGAUUACCAGUGUUCAUAGUAACACAUCAUUGAAACUAAACGCUUUGACUUACUUUCAACAGCGAGCUACAUCUUCUGUGAAACAGCUUUACUUCCCGCCCGUUUGUACUUGAGUAUGUAAAGAGCACCACCCCUUUAGGUUGGGUGUGGAGCGUUUGGGUUAUUCUCAUUUACCUCAGGACAGGAGAGGAAAGUGAAGCGGUCGCGUGAGACUCGAGUACGUUUAUCAUACAGUGAAACGCACGCGGGUCAUAGCUUUCGGCGUCAAACACUAAUUGACUGCAGAGCUCCGUUGGUCAUCUGAGGUACUCGCUCAAUGGGACUUCCUAAAAGGUUACACGCUCUGUCUGGGUAAAUCCUAUAUCUUUCGCUUUAACCAUCCCGAGGAGGCCAACCGUAUGAAAAGCAUGCUGCCUCAGAAGAGUCCUGUCUCUCCACUGGUCUACAGCACAGAUUAUCUGAAGUUCAGCAGUGACUUCAGUCAUUGUCUAGGUGGCUCUGGCUCUAGAGGGAUGCGCUCCGUCUCUGAACUGCGGGAUUUGAUGGACACUUUACAAAAAAAGAAGCAGGCAUUAGAAAACAGCUUGCGAGCCAAUGGGGACUCAAGCCCCUCCUACUUUAGCAUGACGCAGUCUCCUCCCACCACACCCUCCCCAAUAUCCUAUCAAGAACAAACCCGCCGAUUGUACAGCUCCGAAAGGCCACCACUUGCUGCCAAAGUACCAGCACAUUCAUCCAGCAGCAUGCCUCCAUCUCCUCGCCGUUCCGACCCCCGAGAGCGCGACACACCACUUCCUUAUUCCCGACCCAUGACCCGGAACCAAUCUCAGGAUAGUCUGCUCCUCAAUACAUCAGACAGUCGCCGUGCCUGGACCUCAGGCUCAGCACUCUCAAUGUGGAAUGGCUCAUCCACUGUUGCGACCGAUUCCCUCCCACCAACACCAGUAGGCGGUAGUGGUGCAGCCAGCAUGCCUUCUAGUCCUCGUCUGUCUCGUAGAUUCCAGACUCCAGAUGCAGGCCGCAAUGGAGGACUCGAACCCGCUCCACGGCAACGAAAGUACUCCGCUGGGUCACUUACUGGAAUGAGUUCACACUGUCACUCCCUACCACGCCUCUAUCGACCUGCUGACACUCAGCUUACCCUCCUGCCAAGUUAUCGGUCUCCUGACAGGCAGCUUUCUCGUCCAACUGGUGCCACCCCUCCAGAUGUCACCAUGACAUCGGGAGAAGCCACCAGCCCCCGCCAAGCCAAGAAGGUGAGUUUGACAUCCACCAGCUGCUACUCGGAAUUGGACAGGCAAGCCAUGCGUGGUCCCUCACCAGCUCUAGAGAUUGGUCUCGGGGAGAGAAGGCAGUCAUUUGGAAAGGCAGGCCUGGGUCCGCCGAGUGGCUUCAGGGAGAGAAAGGGCAGCAUCAGCUCUCUCAGUGGAAAGGAAGAGCUUCAAGACUACCAUCAGAGACAGAGGGAUGAAAGACUGCGGGAACAGGAAGAAAAAAUACUGGAACGUCAGCGUCUGGAGACUAUCCUUAAUCUGUGCUCUGGGCUGGGCCGUGCAGAGCAGGACAAAACUGGCUUGGCCGUUGCAGACUUGCAGAAGAUCAACAAGGAGCUGGAGAAAUUACAGGUGUCAGAUGAUGAGUCUACAUUCUCAGACUCUGCAAGUCUGUCAGCCAGCAUUUCUGCUGAAAAUGACUAUGGGCUUAAAGCCCAGGAGACCCAAGCCAGCAAGGAGAGACAGGUACGGCAGCGCAAGAAUAGUGGACACAGAGAAGCCAGGGUGGAGACAGCUGUCCUUGGCUCCGCUCCCACCCCUUCUCCUCCUCACACACAUACAAAAAAUAAAAUUGAGGAUGACACACAGCUGAAGCUGGACGUGAGACGUAUAGAGGAGGAGAGGAUCCAGGUCCUGAACAAUAUGGAAGAAUUAGAGCUGAAGAUCAAAGACCUUGACAACCAGAUGGAGGAGUCCAUCAGAGAGUUGGAAGUGGAGCGCGCUCUGUUGGAAGGUGAGCAGGAUUCGGAGAUGGCUCAGCUACAGCAGGAGAAAGACGCUCUGGAGCAACUGAAAGAGAAGAUGGCUGACACUGAGAACAAAGCACAGAUGGAAAAAUCUCAGGAAAAAGCCAAGCUAGAUGCGGAGCGUGUAAAGUUAGAGCGACUGGCGCAUCUGCUUGCAGAGCAGAAGACUCAGUUGGACACCUGCCCUGAAGCCUUGAAAGAGCAACUUCAGCUGCAGCUCUGCAGGGAUGCAGAGACACUAGAGGUGGAGACCAAGCGGUUCGAAGACCUAGAGUUUCAACAGCUGGAACGAGAGAGUCGUCAGGAUGAGGAGAAAGAGACUCAGACACAACAUAUUCUCAGGGAGAUCGCAGAAUACCAGAGAAGCACCGUCACACGGAAGGAGAGGCUCCUGGCCCUGAAGAAACAGCACACCCAGAUUUCCCAGCAGGCUCAGAGGGACAAAAACAACUUUGUGAAGGAAAAGAACAAUCUUCAGAUGAUGCUACAGCGGGAAAAAGAGAAUCUCGCCAACUUGGAGAAGAAAUAUUCUGAGCUCACUGGGGCAUUGGGUUUCCCUGUCAGUCCCAUCAGUAUGAAGGGGCAUUUCCGCACCCUAGAAGAAAGGAAGCGGUACGGUAAGGAAGGCGGAGCUCAUCUGAGCGACACUCUUCCUCGGAAGAAGACCCUGCCCACCAUAACCCCACAGUUCACCUGUGCCACCCUGGGCCGUAACAUACCUUCUAAAUCCCAUCCACCUUUAGCUCAAAGCUCCAGCUGUGGGAGUGUGUUGAACCGAGCCCUUGCCAUCUCCCCUAAAGAGACACACAUGGAUACACACCGCCUGCUCAAAGGGCACAGUCAGCAGCACAUUGGCGAGGAGCACCGAACGAGGUUAAGUGAUCUCGGUGGCCGCUCAUCCUCACAAACCAACGUCUACCUAGACUCUUUUGGUUACCAAGAUAACGGCCGUGCCUUUGAUACACUGAGUGUGGACAGCUCAGACAGCAUGGAAACCAGCAUUUCUGCCUGUUCGCCCGACAACUUCUCCAGCGCCAGCACCUCCAAUGUUUCCAAGAUGGAGGAGAUGGAACGUCUUCUCCGGGAGGCUCAGGCAGAGAAGCACCAGCUCCUGGAACACAGGGAAAGAGAGAUGGAGAAUAAGAGCAGGGCUCUUGAAGAGGAGAGGAGACGGCGAGAAGAGCUAGAAAAACGGUUGCAGGAAGAAACCAGCAGGAGGCAGAAACUCAUCGAGAGAGAGGUGAAACUUCGUGAGAAACAGAGAGCACAGUCUCGUCCCCUCACACGCUACCUACCUGUAAGAAAGGACGACUUCGACCUUCGUGGCCACAUCGACUCAGCCGGCCACAACACAGAGACUUGUUACCACGUCUCCAUAACAGAGAAAACCUGCAGGGGCUUCCUCGUCAAAAUGGGCGGCAAAAUCAGAACCUGGAAGAAGCGCUGGUUUGUCUUCGACCGUAACCGCAGGACACUGAGCUACUAUGCAGAUAAACAUGAGGCCAAACUGAAAGGAGUGAUUUAUUUCCAGGCCAUAGAGGAAGUAUAUUACGACCACUUAAAGAGCGCCCACAAGAGUCCAAACCCUUCACUCACCUUCAGUGUAAAGACUCAUGACCGCGUAUACUACAUGGUGGCGCCCUCUCCAGAAGCUAUGAGAAUAUGGAUGGACGUUAUCGUAACGGGGGCAGAGGGCUACACUCAGUUCAUGAUUUAGAUGUUCUCUGCCAGCAGAGAAGGAAUAAUAUGUGCAGUGUGUGGAAUUAAAAACCACCGGACUUGAUCUGCCGUCUUUCACAUGCUGGUUUCAGUAUUGAUUCCCCCAAACGCUGGACUGCUCUUAUUAUUUUUGCGUUUGUAUCUGUUUUUCGAUUUGAAUCCACAGUAUUGAAACUAUAUGUAUAUGCAACAUGAACUUUUACUUGUUGGCCCAGAUGAUGGAAUGGAGCACAUACCCUAUAACUUUAUGUAAAUGUUUGUGCAUAUGUCUUUUGGAAUUUCGUCUGUCUGAUUGUGUGAAGAGAAAAAGACUUGUUAAAUGAUAUUCAGUGCCAAUGGUGCCACUUUGUGUGUGGUCUGUUUGCUACCUUGUGUACAGGGCCUCAGGGACACACACAUUAUAAUAUAAACAGCUGUCAGCUGUUCUGCCAAAGAUGAAAUGCACACUGACCACACGCUAUAGAGUUUAUGUAUAGAUGCGUGUGUUGGUGUUUACCAGUGCCUUCAGUUCUAUAUUAUACUGAUGCCUUUAUACUCAACAUUCAGAUUAAUCAAAGGUGCCAUAAGACACGCAUUUGUGUCUAUUUUAACACUACAGUUAUUUCGAAACACUUCCGAAACACCUAAAGCUGCUUGCCAUUCAGGUAUUACACAGAUUCUAAAGGACAGAGCAUCCUGUUUUGUAUUAUACUACACAAAGACAAGGUUUUUUGUAUGUUUUAUAAUACUUGAUCAUUUUAUCAUAAUGCAUAUGUAGCAUUUGAUUUUUUUAUGAACCGUAUUUAAUGCUGUUGGCCCUUUUUAGGCUAUCAUGACUUGUAUAUGUUUUGACGUCAUCAGAAAACAAGAUGAAAAAAAUUAUCCUUAUAAUUAAGCUUCAGGUUAAGCCAGUACUACAACACAACGUGUCCUUAAUUUCCGGUUUGUGUUUAUACAAUUUUGUGUUAGUACGAUUUUAUUAGUACAAGUCCAAUCAGACUGAAUUUCAAGUGUAAUUUCAUUAUCACCAGCAGGGGGCGACAGCCACCAGAGACAUUUACACGUGCUGAACAAGUUAGCCUUAUAAGCUUUCAUCUGUGAAUUAGCCAGUAGUUUGUUUUAAAUAUUGUUAAUACUCAUUUGAGAUGUAUAUUUAUACUUUUGUUUACCAUGCAUGCACCUUUAUUGUUGCAUACCACAAAAUAAAGCAGAUGUAUUAUAUUGUCUGUGA